Messenger RNA from Durio zibethinus, 1729 nucleotides. RefSeq names its product riboflavin biosynthesis protein PYRD, chloroplastic-like. NCBI's taxonomy places the organism in Eukaryota, Viridiplantae, Streptophyta, Magnoliopsida, Malvales, Malvaceae. The record is from RefSeq and is a predicted model, not a curated record. Gene Ontology annotation, biological process: riboflavin biosynthetic process. Gene Ontology annotation, molecular function: zinc ion binding; diaminohydroxyphosphoribosylaminopyrimidine deaminase activity.
GUGGUGUAGUUGGUUAUCACGCUAGUCUCACACACUAGAGGUCCCCGGUUCGAACCCGGGCUCAGACAGUUUCGACUUUUUUCUAGUCAACGGCUAAGAUUCACCUUCAGACAACUUUUUUUUUUCAGACAGUGUCAGCUUACGACGUAUCCUCAGACAUAAUCUUGAAAGCCAAUCUCUGUUCCUUUGCCUCUUUCACUUUCAUUUCGGUCUGGUUACAAACCCACAUAUAAUCAAGCAUUUGGCAGAAAAAAGAAUUCCAGAAGAAAGGAAGAGUAAAAAGAGAUUGAAAUUGUGAGAAAAAAGUGAUGCAAAUUCAAUUACUCUCCGUUCCACAUUGCACUCUAACUUCUCCCCACGUUGUCACUUCCUUUUCAUCAAGACACCAGCUUGCCAAACUCGUGGGAAAUCAACAUUUCCCAUCUUGGUCUGUUGAUUCAUUCAAAAGGGUAACCAAAUUUCAAACUAGAGAAUGUGGUGGUUUGGUUAGGGUCAGAUGUGGAGUGGUGGAAGAUGAUGAUGGGUUUUACAUGAGGAGGUGUGUGGUGCUGGCAAGAAGGGCAAUUGGUUGCACAAGUCCUAAUCCUAUGGUGGGAUGUGUUAUUGUGAAAGAUGGCAAGAUUGUUGGUGAAGGGUUUCAUCCUAAAGCUGGCCAGCCUCAUGCUGAGGUUUUUGCUUUGAGAGAUGCCGGGGAUUUAGCUGAGAAUGCAACUGCAUAUGUGAGCUUGGAACCAUGUAAUCACUAUGGAAGAACUCCACCAUGUACUGAAGCAUUGAUUAAAGCCAAAGUGAAAAGGGUGGUGGUUGGUAUGGUGGAUCCUAACCCAAUUGUAGCUUCAAAGGGGGUGGAUAGACUGAGAGAUGCAGGAAUCCAUGUAACCAUUGGUGUCGAAGAAGAGUUAUGCAAGAGGCUCAAUGAAUCCUACAUCCAUCAAAUGUUAACUGGGAAGCCUUUUGUAACACUUAGAUAUUCCCUCUCUGUCAAUGGCCACCUUUUAGACCAGCUUGGGGAAGGAGUCACAGAGGCUGGCGGAUACUACUCAAACUUGUUGCAGGAAUAUGACGCGAUAAUACUUUCCGGAUCUUUAACUGAGAAGUUUUCGAGUCCUAUAUCACGGGAGCCUUGUGCCAAUCAGCCUUUUCAGAUUGUAAUAGCAAGUAAUCCAUGUCAACUUCCUGCAAUCACUAAAGAUGCCUCUAAGAUGAUAAUAUUUGCAGACAAAGAGAUAGCCACAGCAGCAGAUUUGGGUCGAAAAGGAAUUGAGACAGUGGUUUUGGAUCGGAUCGAUUUGACUUCGAUUCUGGAAUACUGUAAUCGCCAAGGGUUGUGCAGUGUUUUGUUGGAUAUGAGGGGAAGCUUUGGUGAUCUUGAACGACUCCUUAGAGAGGCUAUUGAGCAAAAUGUGUUGCAAAAGAUAGUGCUGGAAGUGUUGCCAUUUUGGGAUGAAUCAAAUGAUGGAGAAUCACUUGUGGCAUUAAGUGGUUUGGUUAAAAGACUAAAAGUGAAGAAUUUGCAAUCCAAGAUAUCAAAUCAAAGCAUUGUGGUUGAGGGUUAUCUUCAACAUAGGUGAUUUCAACAAUACAACAACUUCAUAUCGGCGCUCGUCUACGUUGGUUAUGAAAUACAAUUUAUGUAGUUUUAAGUAGAUUUAACUAUUCAUAUAAUAUAAAAUAUUAAAAUUUACGUAUUUGUGUCAUAUUUUACACGAAAAUUGAGUUAUAAUUCAUG